AUGGCUGAAGGGGCGAAUAAGGAAGUGGUGAGGGAGGUAGGGAUAGAAUUGUGGGGGGAAGACGUAGAAGCGAGGUUAGAACGAGUAGGUCAGAAGUGGAGCAAGAGAGGGGGGGUGAGGAGGAGACGGGUGCUAGAGGCAUCAGGGGACGCGUCAGGAGUGGCGUGUGGGGAGGGUGGGGAGACAGGCACAGGGGGAACUGCGAGGGGCGAGAGGAGGGUGAUAGAGGCGUGGAGGCCUGUGAAGGGGCGGUACCUUCUCGCGCUCUGCAUGUAUGGCCGCCUCUCCAACCAGGAAGCGUGCAUGCACAUGUAUCUGGCUCUGGCAGCCCUAUUGAACCGCACGCUCAUCAUCCCACGGCACGGCUUCGCCAUCUCAGUGGUGGCGGAGUAUCUCUGGCAGUGGGGCGUCAUUGUCAACGUGCCCCACAUGCGCUCCUGCCUCAUGCCCCACUACCCCUCACCCCUUCCUGCUGCUUCUGCUGCUUCUGCUGCUGCUACUGGUGGUGGUGGCAUGUCCGGCAAUGGAAGUGGCAAUGAUGCAAGUAGCAGCAGCGGCAGUGGCAGCAGCAGCAGCAGCAGUGGUAGUCGCGAGUGGAGCUGGCAGGCAGCCAAUGGGGAGGUGCCGAGUGUGAUCAGCCAGGACGAGUACGAGGCACUGGAGGGGCGCAACCUCACUGUGGACCGAAUUGCAUGCGUUGUGCCGCACACGUGCCUGAGCCACCCGCAGAUGGUGUUCAAGGCCCUGCCAGACAUCAAUUUCGCCUCGCACCUGGAGUACCCCCCCUUGCACUCCCACCACCUCGACGAGCUCCUGCACGUGCUCUCCAGCACCGAAGCCACCACAGGCCAGGUGGCUUCUGAGUCGACGCAAGAGGCACAGCAGCAGGGCCCGCAGGAGCCAGCAGCCGCGUCCGCCCUGGGCUCUUCCACUUCACACCCAACUACCAGUGUUCUCCAACCACCUGGCAUGGCUGGGAACCACAGCAGCAACGCCACACUCUCACCUUCCCCCUCAUCCUUCUCCUCCUCCUCCUCCUCUCCCUCCCCUCCCUCCUCCUCGCCUUCUUCGUCCUCCACUGCUCCCCCCUACGCCACAACGCCAGUGCUCUCUCUAGGCGAUCUCAACGGGCUAUCCCUCGCCGGUCUGCCCUUUGACAUGUACUCCCCACACCCGCCCUUCCGCCUCUCCUGCACUGACCUCUGGCUGCCCCCUCCUCCAGUCGAGGGCUUUGUGACCGGAUUCAUUGACACCUUCCUAGGAGGGGACUAUGCUGCCGUGCACCUGAGGAGGUCCGACUUCUCGCGGGUGUACCACCGCACGCACCAGGCCAAGAGCCAUCCCGCCUUCCUGCCCAUCGUGGCAGUGGGGCGCUUCAUCAUGAGGCGCCUGGCCAAUCGCAGCGUGACAGCUGUCUACCUCGCCACCGACGCCAGCCAGUACGAGGUGGAGCUGCUGGAGAGGCUUCUUAUGGGCAUGGCGCCCGGCAGUCCACUCGUUGUGGUGCGCCUGCCGGCCUUUGGCGCCACUUCUGAUGAAUACCAGCGAUUCCCGUGGGUCAAGACAUUUCACGAAGCCGAGAGGGACAUGGAGGGUGGGACAAACACCAACGGCAUCGCAAGAGCGCUUGCAGAGAAGCACAUAUGCGCACGGGCGAAGCAUUUCAUCGGGACUCCUUACUCGUCCUAUUCCAAAGACAUUUUUCGCAUGCGAGAGGUGCAGGGCUUGGCGUCUUGCGCUGAUGCUUAUAUUGAAGCAAUUUAG
Molecule: messenger RNA, 1764 nt
Organism: Closterium sp. Naga37s-1
Lineage: Eukaryota; Viridiplantae; Streptophyta; Zygnematophyceae; Desmidiales; Closteriaceae
Source: the annotation of a GenBank genome assembly